UCGGUGAUAAGAUGUCUUUUGCAAAUUUAAGGAUGACGCCGUCGCAUCAGUUGGUCCUGCGGGCCUCUGAUGCGGCGGCGGCCUUCACCGCCGCCAUGGGGCCACGCGGGACCCAGGCUCCCGCCAGCGCCAAGAGGCCGGAGGAGGUGGAGAAGGAGGCCCGAGCCCGCGUCGUCUCCGAGGGUGGUGACCCCGGGAACCCCAUGCUGGUGCUGGGCUGCCACAGCAUCCAGCCUGGCAAGUACCGGGGUCAGACCUUCAGAUGGCUCCUGGAGAACGACGCGGGCUACGCCUGUCACCUGGUCGCCAGUCACCAGCGGGAGCGGGAGACGAGUGCCUUGGACAGCCCGUUCAUGGCCAACAAGGACAGCCUCGCCCGCUACUCCUGCGCCCACCCCGCUUUUGCGGAGCACCUCAAGUUCCGCCGGGCGCAGGAGGAGGCCCGGGCUCGCGCCACUCUGCCCGGGCGGGGGGGCGAGGCGCUUGUUGGCUUCGGGCUGUUCAAGGAGGACACCCUGAAGGACCUGUACGAAUCCAAGGACAAGGACCGUCAGGAAUACGUCAAGUGGCUACGACGGAAGACACCGCAGCCUGGGAGCUCCAUGGACGCCGCCAUUCAGUACUUCUUGGGCCGAGACAAGGAGCGGUCGGCGGAGGCGGCUGCUACACCCCCUCCGCCCGCCAGCAGCAGCACCAGCAGCGGCCCCAGCACCACCACCAGCCAGGCCGCUGCUUCAACCGUGCUGCCGCCCCGCAAGCCGACCGCUCCCAAUUUCUCGGCCCUUGUGCGCGGGCGUCCGAUGGGCCCCAGGGAGCUGCAGGCCCAGAUCAGGAGACUGAUGAGCCCACCAGCACGGCCUGCAGCUCCAGCGGUGUCUUCCGUCAGAGACCAGCGCCCCUCGGUUCCGCCGCCCCCACCACAGAGCUGGCUUGCGGCUGCUCCACCGACGGUCGGGCUUCCUGCUCGGGCUCCGGCGCAGACCAGGGUGGAGCCUCGUGGCGUCUCCGUGGAGGAGACGCCGUGCGGGGAGGCCACCCUGGCGCCGGAGCCGAAGAAGAAGAGGAGGAAGACGACGACGACGGGCGACGUGGAGCAGCCGGCAACGCCCGCUCCUGCUCGGGCUGAGACCCGGUUGCCUGAGGGCUGGCGGACAGCCCUCACCGGGGCAGAGCAGGAGUGGAUCGGCCGGGCGCUGUUCCAGCAGACCAGCGGGGGGUCCCUCAAGCUAACCACGGACCUCAAGCUGUGGUGGGACCCCCCCCAGCCCCGGCUGAACUAUACUCAGCCACCCGCCUCGGCGGCUGCCUUCUUCGCGUGUCGGUUGUUCCUCUGGGCGCCCCUGCACAUGUGGGGUCCCCGGCCGACAUGCUGCCAGAAACAUCUCACCAAGUGUGGGAUGUACAAGACCAUCCGGAAGGUCUUGGACAUCGACGGCUGGUACUUGAUGGCCACCGAGUACCUGGAGUGCCGUCGGUGUCGGAGGAAGGUAGCCGCCUGGUCGCAGGAGGUCGUGAGGCAGCUGGGAGAGGGGCAUCGCGCCCUCUUCCCGGCGAUCCUCACCUACAAGCUUGCCUGCGACCGGCGGGUCAUCAUCCAGCUGCGUGAGCGUACUCGGGGGAACAGCGCCACGCAGCUGCAAAAAAAACUCUGUGAGGCACACACAGAGGCCUGGAUGCGGCGGUCCAUACACUACCUCAGCGUCAUGGAGCCCUUCACGUCGACGGGUGUCGUGCGCCAGUGCACCCCACCGCCGAAACCAUCGCCAGACGUGCCGCAGUACGGCUGGCUGUUGGUGGUGUACUGCCACGACAUCCUGUCUCGCCUGGAGGACGUGAAGGCCCGGGUCACCUCAGUCUUCGGAUCCAUCUUGAAGAUGGAUUCGACCAAGAAGGUGACCCGGAAGCUCGCCGGUGCCGCCGCCCAUACCGCAGCCUGGGCGACCAACGUGGGCAACGAGCACGGGCAGGUGCUAAUGUCCGUGCUCACGGCCACCGAGGGGGGUGGCCUGUUGCCCAUGGCCGCGGGGUUAAUGCGGCGGUACCGGGACGCUGGGGUAGCGCAGCCUCGCGUCCUCUACGUCGACCGGGACUGCUGUUCGUCCCACGGGGGGUCCAAGGCAGCUGCUGCGUUCCAGGAGUGGGACAAGCUGGUGGUCCGGUUGGACAUUUGGCACCUGAUGCGACGCUACGCAUCAGGUGUCACAACCGAGAGCCACCAGCUCUACAAGCCCUUCCUGCAGCAGCUGUCCGCCAGUAUCUUCCUGUGGGACCCAGAGGACACAGCCCGGUUGCUCAACGCCAAGAGGAGGACGCUAGAGGCGCAGGGGAUGACCUUCUCGUCCGAAGCCGGAGUGUGGAGGCACGUCAGCCGCAGGGAGAUGGCUCUCCAUUGCCGUCGCCGCACGCGUGGAGCUGCGGCGACCGAGCGGCUGAUUGAUGACCUCCUGCAAACCUUCGGCGGUGCCAACGGGCGAGACACCAUGGGGAUUCCCCUGCUGGACCGAGACCGCAUCCAGGCAAUCCGUGCGGAGCAGCGACGGCACCUCGAGUGCAUCCAGGACCCGCCGGGCGUGGAGCUGUACACGGAGACAGGCAGGCUGACCAAGGGGGGGAUCAGCCUGCCGACGUACCGUUGUGCGCGCGGCUCCACGUCCCUGGAGUCGUUCCAUCUCCACCUCAACCGCUUCAUUCCAGGAGAAAGUGCCAACCCUUGGCACUUCCAGGCUUUUCUCCUGGAGGGGUUGGUGAGAUGGAACGAGGACAGGGCGGCGUCCGCGGCACAGGAGGGUCGUCCGCUGCUCCGCACCUACAGUGGCCCCCUGCAGCACUCCCUUGACCAGCUCAGCCAACGGGUGCUUGGCUCGAGUUUGGUCAGGGACUACACCAAGCCCAGGGAGUACACGGGGGAACUCAUCGGCAUCGAGUACCUGUACUCCCAGACGGGCAGAGUGCUGCAGGACGUCAGCUUGGACCCUGACGUUCCGGACGCGGGUCCACCGCCUACCGAGGAGGACGACGAGCUCGCCGAAGGCCGGCAUGAGUUGGAGGACCUCACACUCCACGUGCCUGGCGAGUUCACCGCUCCUCGGACGGACCCGCGGUCAGGGCAACCAGCUGACGCACCCGCGCCCGAGCCAUCCCGUCCGACCGAUCCCCCCGAGCCCGCGCCCCGCUCCCCCGGCCGGUCCUCACCAGAGCCUCAGCAGACCGCUGAGGACUACCGAGGACCAGACGACCAGCCGGGGUACCUGGCCGUGGUCCGCUUGGCCACGGCCUUAGUGGGGCUGCGCCACGAACAGGCCCUGUCCGAGGGGAGGGUAGACGAGCUCAUCGGGCUCUACGAGGCCCUGUCCCCGUUCGACAGGGCCCGAGUAGUUUACCCUCCCCGCUACACGGACGGGGCAGCUCGGGGGGGUCGAUUCAUGGCAGCGAAGCCAGGCCGCACCAGUAUCCCUGGUGUGGAGAGCCUGCGACGGUGA
This is a messenger RNA of Gadus chalcogrammus (walleye pollock), 3479 nucleotides long. RefSeq lists its product as uncharacterized. Bases 12 to 3479 code for a protein of 1155 amino acids. The transcript is spliced from 12 exons. Lineage: Eukaryota; Metazoa; Chordata; Actinopteri; Gadiformes; Gadidae. The record is from RefSeq and is a predicted model, not a curated record.